GAUUGUGUCAUUUGUUUUUCAUUUACUUUGUCACUUGUUCACUACCUUCUAGCUAACACCAGAAAUGGCUGAAGCUCUCGUUUCCAACCUAUUAGCAAAGCUGGCUUUCAUCUCUUUUACACAGAUGGAACAAGAGGUGAGACUGAUCGUGGGCGUUGACAAAGAAGUUAAAAAUCUGACCCUCCAUCUCGAAGCUCUUCAAGCUGUGCUCCUGAAUGCAGAGGAGAGACAAAUCAAGGAGCCGGAUGUCCGGAGUUGGCUGAACAACCUCAAAGACGUGUCCUUUGACAUAACCGACGUAUUGGACGAGUGGAACACAGAGAUUCUCAAACACCGAAUUGAGAAGCAAGAAAAGCAUGGUGAGGAAGCUGUAGUUGCUCCAAGGAAGGUACGUUUCUUCAUUUCAUGUCCUAGCUGUCCCUGCAAUUGUUUUGGUCAAGUUGGUAGUGUAAGUGUGCGUCAUGACAUUGCUAAGAAGAUAAAAGAAAUGAAUGAAAGAUUAACUUUGAUAAGUAGUAUAAGACAGAAUUAUCGUUUUGAGAGAACAAUAAGAGGCAAUGAACAACUUGAACAUCCCAAAACGUCUUCUUUUGUUGAUAUAUCUAGAAUAAUUGGUAGAGAAGAUGAAAAAAAUAGUUUAGUUAGUAAAUUAUUACCAAGCCAGAGUAGUCAAGAAGGGAGGAGUCAUCCUGUCGUCCUUAUUGUAGGGAUGGGAGGAAUGGGCAAGACUGCUCUUGCCCAAUUGAUCUAUAACAAUGAAAACAUUAAAACUCAUUUUGAUAAGAGAAUUUGGGUUUGUGUGUCUGAUCCUUUUGAAGAAAUUAAGAUUGCCAAAGCCAUCAUUGAGGCUCUCAAUAUAUACGACAACCGAGUUAAUUCAAAUGAGUUACAGACUUUAUUGCUGUGUGUAUCUGAAUGUAUUGAGCAUAAGAGGUUUCUUCUUGUUUUAGAUGAUGUGUGGAACCUAAACAAUACUAAGUGGGAACAAUUAAAGGAAGCUUUACUGAAUGGUGCUUCCGGUAGUAGAAUUUUAGUGACCACACGUAAAGAAAUAGUCUCAAUUACAAUGCAAGUAACUACCGAUCAUGUGAUCUAUCUGAACAAGUUGAGUGAUGAAGAUUGUUUGUUAUUGUUUAAUCAAACUGCAUUUUUAGACGACAACGAAACAGACUUUAAAUUGUUUGCAGAUAUUGGAAAGGAGAUUGCAAAAAAGUGUCAUGGUUUGCCUCUUGCUGCGAAAGCUUUAGGUAGUCUUAUGCAGUAUAAGAAAACAAGAACUGAAUGGCAAAAUGUUUUAGAUAGUAAGAUAUGGAAUGUAGAGGAGGUUGAACAAGUUUUCCAAUCAUUGUUACUAAGCUUUUAUGAUUUGAAUCCAGCGGUCAAAACUUGUCUUUUAUAUUGUGCCACUUUUCAAAAAGAAUAUGAGUUUGACAAAAAUAUUUUGAUUGAGUUGUGGAUGUCACAAGAAUAUCUUAGUUUAAACCAAGAUAAAGAAAUAAUAAUAGGUCAGAAUUAUUUCAAUAGUUUAGUAAUGAGAUCUUUCUUUCAAGAUUUUAAAAAAGAUAAUGACGGGAAUAUUACAAAGUGUAAAAUGCAUAAUAUUGUGCAUGAUUUCGUACAGUUUUUCACAGAAAAUGAAUACUUUAUCAUGGAGGCUGACAAUGCUAAUGAGAUAAAUAUCGCACUAGCUAAUAAGGUUCGACAUUUGACAUUGAUGUUUUCCCCCGAUGGUUCAUUUCCUAUUUCAAUUUACCAUUUUAAGAGAUUGAGUACUCUCAUAGCUUCUUUUUUAAAAAUUACUACAAUAAACUCAAAUUUAUUUUUUGAACUGAGAUGUCUUAGGACAUUAGAUUUGAGUCAUAACGACAUUAAAGAACUUCCACAACAGAUUGGCGAACUAAAACUUUUGCGUCAUCUUGACUUGUCUUACAAUUUUGAUUUGGAAGAAUUGCCCAAUACUGUGGGUGAUUUAUGUAAUCUGCAAACUCUUCGAAUCAAUAACUGCUGGAAGCUUGAAAAACUACCUGACACUGUGAGAAAAUUGAUCAACUUAAAGCAUCUUCAUAUUGAGGAAUCCAAUAAAGUAAAGUUACCAAAAGACAUUGGAAAAUUGACAAGUCUGCAAACACUACAUGGGUUUACUGUCCAGCAUUUCAACUUCGAUCACUACAAAAUAUUCACCUUAGAAGAUCUGGAGAAGUUGGACCAACUUCAGGGUAGUCUACGCAUAAGUGAUUUAGAAGGGGAUGUAGAUAUGGCUGAAAAGGCGCAAUUGGUGAAGAAGAAACAUCUACUUCAUUUGUCUUUAGAAUUUGGGGUUGCGGAUAGUAAACAUCAGGAACUAUUGCUGAAUGCGUUGCAACCACAUACCAAUUUAGAAGUAUUAAUGAUCCAAGGUUACCGGGGAAUGGUACAUCCAAAUUGGAUGAUGUCUUUACACAAUUUGAGAAGCCUUACUCUUAAAGGCAACGAAAAUUGCGAGUUUUUGCCUCCUCUGGGGAAACUGCCAUCCCUUGAAGUUUUGAGAAUAUCAUGGUUGGAAAGGGUGAAAAAGCUCGGAGUUGAGUUCUUGGGAAUAGAAGAAUUACCAAACAGGCAAACAUCAUCCAUUACCAUUGGCAAUGCCGUUGCUUUCCCCAAAUUGAAACAACUCGAGCUGCAUUCACUAGAUAGCUUGGAAGAGUGGGAAGGAGUCACAGCUGGGUGGAGCGAAGAAGAAGAUGAUUCAGAACUUACAAUAAUGCCAUCUCUUUCUUCCUUACAAAUUGGGUACUGCAAUAAGCUGAAAAAACUGCCGGACUUGGUGUGGAAGACACCGCUGCAGAGACUGAGCAUUAAAUUUUGUUCAAUACUCACAGGAACAGGUAGACAGUGGGCCGAGAUGUCUCACAUCCCAAACAUCGAAAUCAAUAAUGUGUUUGUACAGAAAGGAGGAGUUCAGCUUGUGUCGGCAACUGACGAGGACGAUGAACACGAUGAUGAGAGCGAGAUCUGCCGUACUGAUUCACUUUACUGGAUUUCAACAAUGCCUGAGGAUAUAUCGACACGGCAGGUGUCUGAGGAGAGAUUGACGGGGAAGGUGAAGUGGUUCAACGACUCUAAAGGUUUCGGCUUCAUCACCCCGGACGACGACGACAGAGAAGAUUUGUUCGUUCACUUCUCGGCGAUCAAAUGCGACGGCUACCGCACUAUCAUGGAUGGCCUGGCCGUCGAAUUCCAAAUCGGGGUAGGCCCUCGCGGCUCGACCCAGGCCAUCAACGUCACUGGCCUCAAUGGCGCUGCUAUGCAGGGGCAACGGAAGGAGAGAGUGGAACGGUUCGGUUGGACGAGGCGGCGGUGAUGGCUGCUUUACUUGCGGAGGGUUCCGAUCCAUGGCGCUUCGGGGAACAACGAUGGCGGUGGUGCAUGUGUUUUUGGAUUUAUGCAUGCAGCUCAGUUAAUUAAGAAAAAAGUGCAUGAUUCAAGUGGAGUUUAUUUGCUGACUUUGCUGAAGGGUGUCCAGGGGCUUCAUUGGCUAAAGAAAAGCCUGUGGGUAAACAUUCUGCAGAAACUCCAAUUGGGCAACGAGAGAGUUGAGGGUUUGGGUUGAGAGCUUUUUCUUUUUUCU
Rosa rugosa (rugosa rose) is the source of this 3607-nucleotide messenger RNA. RefSeq names its product putative disease resistance protein RGA3. Lineage: Eukaryota; Viridiplantae; Streptophyta; Magnoliopsida; Rosales; Rosaceae. The record is from RefSeq and is a predicted model, not a curated record. Gene Ontology annotation, biological process: defense response to other organism. The transcript is spliced from 2 exons. Bases 65 to 3340 code for a protein of 1091 amino acids. Gene Ontology annotation, molecular function: nucleic acid binding; ADP binding; protein binding.